Mollisia scopiformis is the source of this 1358-nucleotide messenger RNA. RefSeq lists its product as uncharacterized. The coding region runs from base 1 to 1332 and encodes 443 amino acids. The record is from RefSeq and is a predicted model, not a curated record. The transcript has 3 exons. NCBI's taxonomy places the organism in Eukaryota, Fungi, Ascomycota, Leotiomycetes, Helotiales, Mollisiaceae.
AUGCUGCGCCCAGCGGCGUGGCAGGAAGCUAUGCCUAACGAUACUGGUAGUGAUGCCGAUCGUUUGAAGGCACGUGGCGGUGCAUCACUUCGAAACUUUCAUCGUAGGCUUCGCGCCCUCUUGUUGUUCCUCUCACUUUUGAUUUUCCUGGAAAUACUCUGGACAUGCUCAAGGUCUACUCCGGCGACGAGAAUAUUGAAAGGAGGUGGGGGAUCUGAGCUAACCAAUACGUACAAGCAACGCGUCUACAUCGCAGCACUACACUACAAUGACGAAGAACUUCUGAGGAAGCAUUGGAUCCCGAGCUUGUUGGACUUGGUUCAGCAUUGGGAUCCUGAGAAUGUCUAUGUAUCGAUAACAGAGAGUGGAAGCUGGGACGGGACGAAGGAUGCUUUGAGGGACCUGGAUAAUGAGUUGGAGAAACUCGGUGUGGAGCGAAGUAUCGUCGUGUCAAAUCGUACUCAUGAGGAUGAAGUCACUCGCAAACCGGCUGCCAAUGAGACGGGAUGGAUCCAGACCCCAAGAGGAGAGCUGGAGAUGAGAAGAAUACCAUUCCUGGCAGCCCAACGGAAUGAAGCCAUGAAAAAGAUUCAGCAACUUGCCUCCAGGACCGAGAAUCCGAGGGUAUUCGACAAGAUUUUAUGGUUGAACGAUGUCAUCUUCAAGACUGAUCAAGUUACUGCCCUCAUCAAUACUCGACAUGGCGACUACGCAGCAGUCUGCUCGAUAGACUUCUCCCACCCUCCUGAAUUCUACGAUUCCUUUGCAACUCGAGAUAUCAAAGGACAAGCGCCAGUCACCAAUUUCUGGCCCUUGUUCAACGCUCCCGAAUCCUACAAAGCCGUCUCGACAUACUCCCCUGUACCUGUGCAAUCCUGCUGGAACGGUAUGGUAGUCUUUGACGCCAAGCCCUUCUACCACGAGCCCACUCUACAGUUCCGAGGCAUACCCGAUACCCUAGCAGCUAUGCAUGUCGAAGGUAGCGAGUGUUGUUUGAUACAUGUUGAUAAUACCCUGUCAAAGGAUAAAGGCGUAUGGUUGAAUCCCAAUGUCAGGGUUACUUACAACGAAGAAGCAAAUGAUGUCGUGAACCCGGAGAAAGGCGGUUGGCCCACUUCGAGCGGGAAAGUACAGGGGAUCUGGAGGAACCGAUGGGCGUGGUGGACCGGCUGGCCUUGGAGGUGGUAUGCGGAGAGAAAAGUGGAUAGGAAGUUGAAGGCGUGGGAACUUGGGGAGAAGGCUGAGGGAGAAGCGCUGCGGAACGAACCAGGCAGGAUAUGUUUGGUGGACGAGAUGCAGAUUUUGCUUGCAAAUGGAUGGAUGCACCUUUGAUCUUGACCACCUCGAAAGCGUGUCUU